UCUCAACCCGUGGAGCAAACUCAUUGAUCAACAUGCCACCUAAAACCUCUGGAAAGGCUGCGAAGAAGUCCGGCAAGGCGCAGAAGAACAUCAGCAAGUCUGACAAGAAGGGAAAGAGGAAGCGCAGGAAGGAAUCCUACGCCAUCUACAUCUACAAAGUGUUGAAGCAGGUCCACCCUGACACCGGCGUCUCUAGCAAGGCGAUGAGCAUCAUGAAUUCGUUCGUGAAUGACAUCUUUGAACGCAUCGCCGCCGAGGCCAGCCGCCUUGCGCACUACAACAAGCGCUCCACCAUCACUUCCCGGGAAAUCCAGACUGCUGUUCGUCUUCUCCUGCCUGGAGAGUUGGCCAAGCACGCUGUGUCUGAGGGAACCAAGGCUGUCACCAAGUACACGAGCUCAAAGUAAAUCAAGAGCUGUCGACAUUAAUCGGCCCUUUUCAGGGCCACCCAAAUAUAUUCUUAGAAGCACAUAGCAAUACAUUCAAUAAUAUUUACAUAGUUUCGCUAACUGCAAAUUAUUCCAUUGUAGUCACGAUUCACGUCCCUGUAAAUAAUAAUCGAUGGUCUGGCGCCACUCCCGCAAUAUGAAAUUAAUCCCGCCCAGGCCCAUUCAAAUCGAAUUUUACGUCACUUAUUGCAUCAGUCAAACCAAAGUAAGAUUUUAUUCAUUCGUAAGAUAGGAAAAAUGAGAAUAUGUACAUAAUAUUCUGUUAGUGGUACAUGAGCAUCAAUCUCUUACAUUAACUGGUGAUAAUAUGUUAGAAAAUUCGGAAAAUUCAUUGUAAAAUAAGCCACGAGUCACUGGCAUUAUAAUAUGAAAUGACUUUAAGUUUAAAAAGAAAACAUACAAAUUGUUUCCGCUUUGUUUGGCCUGGGAAAUAAAGCCAAUGGCGUUGAACCCUUGAAAGU
Messenger RNA from Cloeon dipterum, 910 nucleotides. RefSeq names its product histone H2B. NCBI's taxonomy places the organism in Eukaryota, Metazoa, Arthropoda, Insecta, Ephemeroptera, Baetidae. The transcript has a single exon. The record is from RefSeq and is a predicted model, not a curated record. Gene Ontology annotation, molecular function: structural constituent of chromatin; protein heterodimerization activity; DNA binding. The coding region runs from base 33 to 407 and encodes 124 amino acids. Gene Ontology annotation, cellular component: nucleosome.